AUGCAUGAGGAAUUUAAUGCUCUUACUAAACAACAUACUUGGGAUGUUGUUCCGAAAUCGGAAGGGGUUAAUGUUAUUCGUUGCAUGUGGUUGUUUCAUCAUAAGUACAGGGUCGAGACACAGCUUGAUUUUCGUUGUAGUACCAGUGAUUCAUCUCUCUUUAUAUUUCACUCUGGUGCUUACACUGCCUAUUUGUUAUUAUAUGUGGAUGACAUUGUUUUGACAACUUCUUCUCAUGAUCUCCGAAACCGCAUAUUAUCGCAGCUCAAGGAUGAGUUUUCUAUGACUGAUCUGGGUAAGCUCAGUUAUUUUUUGGGGAUUUCUAUGCAACGUAACCCCAACAGUACGUUUCUUUGUCAGAAGAAGUAUGCUGAGGACAUCAUGCAACAUGCUAAUAUGACUCAAUGCAAACCUAUUGCCACUCCUGUUGACACGAAUUCCAAGCACAGUUCCUCUGAUGGGUCUCCUAUAGCUGAUAUCACUCUCUACCGAAGCCUUGCUGGGGCUCUCUAG
This is a messenger RNA of Beta vulgaris subsp. vulgaris (sugar beet), 513 nucleotides long. RefSeq lists its product as uncharacterized. The transcript is spliced from 2 exons. The record is from RefSeq and is a predicted model, not a curated record. The coding region runs from base 1 to 513 and encodes 170 amino acids. Lineage: Eukaryota; Viridiplantae; Streptophyta; Magnoliopsida; Caryophyllales; Amaranthaceae.